This is a messenger RNA of Blastocystis hominis, 633 nucleotides long. RefSeq lists its product as hypothetical. NCBI's taxonomy places the organism in Eukaryota, Bigyra, Opalinata, Blastocystidae. The record is from RefSeq and is a predicted model, not a curated record. The transcript has 4 exons. Bases 187 to 633 code for a protein of 148 amino acids.
ACUGAAUACUGUCUGCACAAUCUCAAUUCAUUAGAAACAGUUGAAAUCGGCGAUGAACGUUUUGAAUCAGUGAAAACAUUCCAAAUCGAUGGAUUGAAUCGAUUGAAAACUAUCAAAAUCGGUAGCAAUUCAUUUAAUCAAUUGACCACUGAUUUCUUGAGUAAUCCUCAUUCUGCAUCAGAAUGGAUGGAGAAUAGUGAUAAAUCGAAAUCAUUUCACAUAUUGAAUUGUGAAUCAUUGGAAUCCAUUCAAAUUGGUCGAUAUAGUUUUGGUGAUUUUGGAGGCGAAUUUGAAUUGAAGAAUCUGCCACAAUUACAAUCCAUUCAAAUUGGCACAAUUGGAAGUAGUUCAAGCAAUUUCUAUGGUAGUUCAUUUGUGAUUCGAGAUCUUCCAAAUCUACAAUCCAUUACAUUAGGUAAAUGGGCAUUCGCUGUUUCUGUAACAACAAUAAUUGAAAAUCUUCCAUCAUUACAGAAAAUUGAACUGAGUUAUUGUGCACUUCGUGGAAGAGAUGAUGAUGAUUCAUGUUCAUUGACACUUCGAAAUCUUCCAAAUCUAACAUCAAUAACUUCCAAAGAUUGGAGUUUCCAAUAUCCUCGUGUAGUGACAUUGGCAAGUAUUUCUGAAUAUUGA